AGCUUAAAUUCCCGGCUUUUCUUGUGCAUGAAGCAAGGUAGUGUGAGAAGAGAAAUCGAAAUGGAAGGAGAUCAAGGAAAAGAUGAGAAGUUGCCACCGGGGUUUAGGUUUCAUCCUACAGAUGAAGAACUCAUCACAUAUUAUCUGGCAAACAAGAUAUCGGAUGCUAGCUUUACGGGAAGAGCAGUUGCUGAUGUUGAUCUCAACAAAUGCGAGCCUUGGGACCUUCCAGGGAAGGCCAAAAUGGGAGAAAAAGAGUGGUAUUUUUUCAGCCUUCGAGAUCGGAAAUAUCCAACUGGAGUCAGAACAAACCGAGCAACGAACACCGGCUACUGGAAAACCACUGGGAAAGACAAGGAGAUCCUCAACAGCGUCACAUCAGAGUUGGUUGGGAUGAAGAAGACUUUAGUUUUCUACAGAGGGAGAGCUCCCAGAGGAGAGAAAACCAACUGGGUCAUGCAUGAAUAUCGUAUUCACCCCAAAUCUGCCUUUAGAACUUCCAAGCAGGAUGAAUGGGUGGUUUGUCGCGUCUUCAAGAAGAGCGCCGGUGUGAAGAAAUACCCCUCAAACCAAUCAAGAGCGGUCAAUCCUUACAACGUGGAAGUAGGACCAAGUGUUAUACCGUCAACCAUGAUGCCGCCGGAGAACUAUCAUCAGUUUUCGACGGGGAGAAACUACGUUCCCAAUGCAGAACUAGCAGAGCUUUCUAGGGUGCUCAAAGGCGGUGCAAGCAGUAACAUAAACCUGCCAAUGCAAUCCCAGAUGAAUUAUCCGGUAGGAGGAGGAUUCACAAUAUCCGGACUGAAUUUAUAUCUCGGAGGAACCACAGCGCCGCCAGUCAUGAGGCCAAUGCAACCGCCGGUAACUCCUCAGGCGAUGAAUCAGGCUGACGUUACGGCGUCCAUGGUGACCGGCACUUCUUUUGCUACUGAGGCUGCGUAUGAAAUCAGUCAUGCAAGUGGGCCAAGCAGCAGAUAUAUGGGCUUCGACCAUUGCAUGGACCUGGACAACUAUUGGGCUACUUACUGAGGAAAAAGACUCAAUCAAACAAAUUAAUGCUC
Molecule: messenger RNA, 1061 nt
Organism: Rubroshorea leprosula
Lineage: Eukaryota; Viridiplantae; Streptophyta; Magnoliopsida; Malvales; Dipterocarpaceae
Source: the annotation of a GenBank genome assembly